AUGGUUAUCUGGCACCAAAAAGGACGAUUACUGACUGGACAAGCAAGUACAUUCGCAGCAGCAUCAGCUCUGGUCACAGAAGCUGUAGCUGUGAGAGGAGCUUGUUCUAUGGCAGUAAAGGAGAGAUUCAAUACUGUUAUUUGUGAAUCUGACUCUCAAGCACUCAUAGAUUCAGUAACCAGAGGUCCAGAAUGGAUGCUAAGGAAGAUAGAAUCGAUUGUAAAGGAUAUAUGGCAAAAUGUGUCCAAGAUACUUAUGGUCAAAUUUGAAAAAGUUGGUAGAAGAACCAAUAUGGUAGCACAUACAGUGGCUACUAAAGCAAGAGAAGGGACUCUCCCAGUUUUGUGGCUUACUGAUCCACCUCCUCAAUUGAGAAUACUCAUUGACAGAGAGGCCAGAGUGGGUGUUGGCCCUGAUCUUUCAUACGGGUAG
This is a messenger RNA of Ilex paraguariensis (yerba mate), 432 nucleotides long. The record is from the annotation of a GenBank genome assembly. NCBI's taxonomy places the organism in Eukaryota, Viridiplantae, Streptophyta, Magnoliopsida, Aquifoliales, Aquifoliaceae.